Molecule: messenger RNA, 2094 nt
Organism: Phaeodactylum tricornutum CCAP 1055/1
Lineage: Eukaryota; Bacillariophyta; Bacillariophyceae; Surirellales; Neidiaceae
Exons: 2
Coding region: 121-2094 (657 amino acids)
Source: RefSeq, a predicted model, not a curated record
CACUCGUCGCAUUCUAUCCAUCACUCCAUUCUAUUUACAUCUUAUCCAUCUAUCCACUCCUACAGACACUUACUGUAGUUACCCUUACUGUGAGUAAGAAAUACACCAAUCCUUUUAUCCAUGGAACCACAACACCGCGCUCCCGCUCCGGCGUUGCAUCAGGUGGUGGCGCUCACGCUCGUCUACCAGAGACUCGCCGUCGUCGUCGCCGCCGCCCCCGCUGCGUUCUUCGUGCUGCCGUUCGUCUCCCGCGUCUUCCUCGGCACCUUGCAAUGGGUCACUCGGGGACACGCUGUCUUCUUUCUCCUACUCUGGCUGGCACUCUACCUGGCCGCCUACCGACUCAUCCAUCAGCUAGCCUCCUCCCGCAUUGCCUUGGAAAAAACCUUGCGGAACAACGCGACAAGGUUGCCCCUCCUUUCCGGAUGGACCAGUUUCCUACUCGCACGCUACGUCUGGGGACCCGUGGCAACCGCCAUGGCCAUACCCGAAACACUCCCGGUUCUUUCCUUCCGGGCAGCCUGGCGAACGGCACUCUCCCUCGCAUUGCUCGGACUCUCCGUACUGGCUCGUUACGUCGGACCCAAGUCCAUUGUCCGUUGCUCUCCGUUUCCACUCAUCCUCAAUCCACUCCGCCUCUGGUUCCACCAUCCGUUCGUCCACCUAGACCCCAAAGAUCAUUCUCAGCUACAACCCGACAACCGUGGACGUCGAUUACAGAGUCCCACGCUGGCCGCCACGGUCGCCCAAUGUACCGUGGCACUCAUCGUCGGCGUUAUCCUGGCCCACAUCAACACAACAGUACUCACACGGUACACGAAACCGUCACUCGACAACGAUCCCGUCGUGGCCACCGCCAUCCUCACGGCUUGUAUCUGGACGAUUGCCGGUCCCCUCGUGUGGACAGCGUUGGACGGCGUUUCCCACGAAUUCGACCCACGUCCCUACCAACCACAACACCACCUCAACGCCCAAUCAAUCAACCUCAUGCUGCGCAACUUGACGAAAAAGCUGGUUCUGCAGUCGUUACUCAUACCCGCCGUCUCUAUCGCAUUCGCCUUGGCUUGGUGGCACCCGACACGACACACCACCCACUGGUUCGGCUUGUACGCCACUCUGGGCCUGUCGAGCGCACUCGUAGCCUUGUACUUGGGCGCGCUGGAAGAAGCCCUGCGCUGGUCACUCUUCCAUCCACCGGCCGACUGGACCGCGCUCGUGGCGCAACUCGCCGACGACUCCUCGAUGGAACGACAACUCGGUGUCCUACUGUACAGUGUCCUGCAAGACACGGACAUUGUCGCGGAAGUUUGCCGACCAACGAGCCGACCGGGGGUCACAAACCUCGACACGGAAGAGUCCCGGCGACAAGAACGACUCGUCCGAGACAUGAGUAUCUUCUUGUCUUCCAAAAGCAACCGUGCCACCCCCGAAGUCCCCUUGGAAGAAGACGUGUUGCGGUUGACCAUCCUGGAGUCGUUAGGCGGGUCUGAACGGCAACCACUAAAUGCGAACGCAUCGUCCGCUCGACACAACGCCAAUGUCCGCGCAUGGGUGGAUUGGAAGCUUCCCAAGAAUGCGAACUUCACCGACGGCCCACCGGAACCCUUGAUCGUUCCCUUGGUGCGAGCGCUCUGUGUUUACAUUGGCGGUCUCGGAGAAACACUCAUUUCCCGUACCCAGCGAGCGCGUUCCGAACCGAACAACACCUGGAUACUUCCGCCGGGGAUGCUGACAUGCGCGGACUGGGCGUUGCGGGCAUUGUCCCGCUGCCUGAUCUUCUCCUUGACGGGACCCGACGAAAAACCCUUGGCCGACUGGCAUAGUACGCAUGUCGCCAUGCUCGUGCCCGCCGCCAUGCAGGCAAUCUAUCUUUUGCGCCGUGGAUGUCAACAGUUUGGACACACAACGCUGGUGGCGGCAUGCGACGACACGGCUUCCGCCACUAUCCGCUGCCUGACCACAACGUACCGAGGUCGCGUCGAUCUCGUUGGAUUGGAACCCGAGCCCUUGGCCUGGGUGCAGUCGCUUGUUUCGGCACCUUCGUCGCGGAACUCGCAAGCGCUUGUUGUAUCCGUGUCCCACAAGAUGGAAUAA